UUGGUCGCAUACACUAAGACGUGGUCAAUGAGGUAGUAGUCAACAGUAGUGAAAUUGCCAGCAUGGGAAUAGGUAUGCAGGGGCCCAGUGGCCAAGGAGCUCACAGAGAUUGGAUACAGACUUGCCCGAUUAAUGAGCUCUUGCAGAAGGAUUCCUUGAGCGUUCUUAUCCCCACACACCCGCGGCCCACUGUCCUUUCCCAGAUGAGCAUUGAAAUCUCCUGUGAUGACGACAGGACCAUUCCUCUGAAAAGAGGAGAUCAUACCCUCCAGGUCCGACAGAUACUCUCUGAAUAACUCCAGCGGGUGGUCUGAGGAUGGAAGGUACACUCCAAUGAUGGUUGGCUAUCUCAGCAACCAGUUUGUCCACGGUAGUUUGAGGGGAGGAGGACUUGACAGAUUUGACGUUAGAA
Geodia barretti is the source of this 412-nucleotide messenger RNA. The record is from the annotation of a GenBank genome assembly. Lineage: Eukaryota; Metazoa; Porifera; Demospongiae; Tetractinellida; Geodiidae.